This is a messenger RNA of Fusarium venenatum, 1545 nucleotides long. RefSeq lists its product as uncharacterized. The record is from RefSeq and is a predicted model, not a curated record. NCBI's taxonomy places the organism in Eukaryota, Fungi, Ascomycota, Sordariomycetes, Hypocreales, Nectriaceae.
AUGUUUCUUCGCUACUUGCUUUCGUUGACGCUGGUCAAUCAUGCCUUUGCGUACACAAUCCCUGAUGACUUUUUGACCAUUCACAGAGGUGAUGCCAAGCGCAACGAUGAAACUCCGGUGGUAUUCAACCAGACCGACCCAGUGUUGAUGUGUCAGUCCACCUUCGGCGAUAGCGCUGAAGAAAACGCAAAACUCUGGUAUGGCACCGCGGCUGACUAUGAGCUUGACACAUUCAUUUCACGAAACAACCCCGAUGACCCAAACAAAGAACACAAAUUUGAAGCCGGUACCGGUAGAGGCUGGUUCGAGAAGCUCAAGCAGAUUGUGUUUAAAGCGGAUGGCGAGAUGCCAAAUUGCGCUCAGCCUGGUUCAGGUACCUGUCACGUCGCAAGCGAAGUUUGCUAUAAGCUUAUACAAAAGAUUAAUCCUCAACAUCCAGACGGUCCAAGAGAUGGAUAUGGAAAUGCCCGAGCAUACUGGGUUCUCAAACAAGUCGAGACGUUACACGGAGUUUUUGGCAAAAUCCACGAAGAGCUUGUUCAAAACUCUGCUAUCAAUGCUAGUCUCAGACUGGACAUAAUCAAGGAGGACUUUGCAGCGCCGCCCGAGAUAUACACCAACAUAUGGUCACAAUUGUCAACUUCGCUCUCUUUUGCCAGUGCAUACGGCAUACCAAAUGGUGGUCUUUUCGGAUUCGCCAGUGGCUUAUUCGGUGUGGUUGGUUUAUUUGCCCAGAAGGCACCACAAAAGCCUGAUGGUAUGGUUGAUCUCAACGAGAUCAUGUCUGCUUAUUUCUCAGGUUUGUCCAACUCCAUCCAGGACAUAUUGAAGGAUGCCCUUGGCUAUGGAGACCAGAGGAAUCUUCCAGAGUCUACCUUGACUCGAAAGUCCGGAACGGUAAACCAAGCUGCCAUGUUUUUUGACGAAGGGAAAUGGCUCUUUGGAAACGACGAUGCGAUGGGGUCACAACUGGAUGAGAUUAUCAAGCGAUCCAGCUCCUUUGUUGAACAACGUCUAGUCAUGCAAGCAAUCACACGCAAGAAUAGCUUCAUUACCGUCUGGGACAGUCGAUAUGGAGAGCCUGUCAGUGAAGAACACUGCAACAAGCGACGUGAAGCUUACAAGACUGCCAUCUGGAAACCUGACUUUGAAGGCGGCAAGUGCGUCGAACUUCUCUCUCUACCAAAGAAUCCUCCAGGAAGCGCUUGGCCUGACACCAACUGCGAAAUCACGGGAAGUGAUAUGGAGCCUUGUCAUCAUGAGCCGGGACGUCCCACCAAAGACUGGAUGGACAAGGCGAUGGACAAAUACGGUGUCAACAUGGAGAUGGUCAUCAACAGUGCAGUUGAGUGCGCCUUUAAUGAUCCUCGAGAGCCUGAAUACAAAGAUGUUCAGUUGAGUGGCGGUGCUCCUCAUUGUUUCUUCAAUUUACCUGUCAAGAGAGGGAAAUGGGACGUCGGAAACAGGAGGGCAAAGGACCCCGAGACACGCAAGUGGAUUACGAUAUCGAAAUGGGCUUCUCUGGAUGAUGUGUAUAAGCCCUAG